AUUCAUCGAUCAGACGUUGAAAGUCCAUUACGGUUUGAGUUGUUUCUGCAUUUUUCCCUUGUUUUCUCAGUCUUUGUGGAAGGUUUCUGCAGGAUGGCCACAGACCUCACCUUUUCAUCCCGUCGGUCACCUGUGCUGUGUUUGCACGGCUGCGUGGCAUCCAGUCAGCCCUUGGCCUCAGCCGUGGGUCUGGAUGUCCUUAAGCGUGGCGGGAAUGCUGCAGAUGCAGCAGUUGCCAUAGCAGCAGCUCUGGCGGUAACCGAGCCAUGCAGCACUGGGCUUGGGGGUGAUGCCUUCUGCUUGUUCUACGAUGGAAACACUGGAGAAAUCCAAGGGAUUAAUGGCAGUGGUCGUUCACCUAAAGCUCUUACCCUGGACUUUCUGGAAGGACUUGGUUACUCAGCAGAGGCUCCUCCUUCAGUUUUUGAUGCUUUGAAUGUUACUGUCCCAGGAGCUCCUGCAUGCUGGUGUGACACUGUUCAGUUGUUUGGAAGCCAAAAGCUGUCUAUGCAGGAGAUUUUGAGUGGGGCUGUGGAGCUGGCUGAGAAGGGCUUUCCUGUUGCAGAGGUGACAUCACACCAUUGGGCAGGGUGGGUGGCUGCCAUGAGAGAUUCCGGGAAGGAUCACGGGGGGGACUUGCUCAUUGGUGGCCAUCCACCCAAACAUGGUCAAGUAUUCAAAAACCCCGCAAUGGCUCAAACCAUAAAGGAGCUUGGUGAGCGAGGAAAACCAGCCUUCUACCAGGGCAGAGUGGCCCAAGCUAUCAUUGAUGUCAUCAACCAGAAUGGAGGGGUUAUGACACUGGAAGACCUCAGCAGCCAUGACAGUGAGGUCGUCAGCCCCAUUAGCACAGAGUACAAGGGUGUGCGUCUGUGGGAGCUUCCUCCCAACGGACAGGGCCUGGUCGCGUUGCUGCUCCUCAACAUCUUGAAAAAUUUUCCUCAGCUCAAAGCUCAAGGCCACAACAGCUCAGACUACAUCCAUAUAUUUGUGGAGGCCAUACGUUUAGCGCAAUCAGAUGCUUUUCGUUACCUUGGCGACCCUGCCCAUGUGACUAUCCCUUUAGAAAGCUUACUGGCUCAGAGAUACAGCGAAGAACGGGCGCGGCACAUCAACAUGGACAGGGUGAUAGAGCGAGUGGAACCAGGCCUGCUGACAGGAAGUGACACAGUCUAUUUCUGUGUGGUUGACAGCCAGGGAAAUGCUUGCUCAUUUAUCAACAGCACCUACAUGGGAUUUGGGACUGGACUGGUCCCCAAGGGCUGUGGGUUCUCACUCCAGAACCGUGGGGCUAAUUUUUCCCUGCAACGUGGCCACAUUAACUGUGUUGCUGGAGGGAAGCGGCCAUAUCACACUAUAAUACCGGCACUCCUCACCGACUCUUUGACUACCUCAGAAAAGCCCCAGCUUCUUGCUGCCUUGGGUGUCAUGGGGGCUUUUAUGCAACCUCAAGGACACAUCCAGGUCAUGUUGAACAUGGUGGAGUUUGGGAUGAAUCCUCAAGAGGCUGUGGAUGCACCAAGAGUCUUUGUACAGUAUGAAGAGAAAACUGAUCAGUGGGUAGUUAAUUUAGAGGAGGGGAUCGACCAGGAGGUGGCUGUGGAGCUGAGGAGAAGGGGCCACAAUGUCAAUUGGCCUGUUAAAGGCCACAAGAGGGCUCAAUUUGGGCGUGGACAGAUAAUCACAGUGGGAGAUUGGUGGAAACACUCCAUUACUCAAGCCAGCUCUCAAUCCAGGGUACUGUGGGCUGGAUCAGACCCCAGAGCUGAUGGAUGUGCUCUGGGAUACUAGAAACACAAAGACCAGAAUGAUCAAAACCAAAUUAAUACAAAUGAAACAUGUCUGAUUUCUGUAAGGUGGAUUAGGAUAAACUGUCUUUUUUAGUUCCACUUUUUUUUUUUUUUACUUCAGUUUUAUGAGUCAACCAAAUGAGUUUAUUGUUGGUUAAUAUUUGACAAAUAGCCAGCUUUAUAUCAGUGUGUGUUAAGAGUUCACAUGGAACCCUUUUAUUAGGUGAUUUAUGUCCUGAUAUCAGUGAUCAUCCUUGUCUUUUCUGCAAAUGUUCAGCUCAUUAUGAUUACUGAAUUUAAUCAGAUUUACAGAGUAACACAUUUGAAUUAUUCAACAAAUAAGAUGACAAAUCUUUUCCACUGGCUCCACCCCACUCAGCUUGGGUUUGGGAGUUUUUCCAUUACUGUUUUCUUUCACCCUAGAGAUUUCUACAUUAAUAUCUGUUCUGUAACAGGGUUGAACAUGACUAUAGUGUGACAUGAGGAGUCAUUAUAGUUACUAGGGAUGUCCUAAUCCAAUAUUGAUAUUAGAAAUUUGUCUGAUCUCAACCAACACACAAGUAUUGGAAUUUACUGAUCCAUCUAUCGAUGAAACAUUGCUUCCUGUCGGUGGUGACAAGCUUACCCUCCCCUCUUUUAACUUGAAGCAGCGCAACGAGCUGCUUUCAACAAAAUCUGCACACAACAAUAUUUUUCUCAUCAGAAAUGGCAUUUGCCAACUACAGAUAAUUCAAAACAGAGACAUUUGGUCAUGUUAUCAUGGGCACUUAUUUUGUAGUUAAAAUAUACGUUGAAGCUUAGCAUCAUAACCUACACGCUCUUUGCACAUUGUGCUGUGGCUCUUUCUACCUAAUCUCUAUGGUUCUUUCCCCUAAAAGGUGUUCAUGCUCUUUCUUCUUUAAUCUCCUGUACCUGGAACAUUAGCCAGUGACAAAUAUUCUAACCACAGAGUGCAGGAAGUAGUGAAAUUCAAAAAUGUGUUCAGAUGCCAUAUCACCACUAUGGAAUAGAAUUAUAUGUAGGGGUGUAAAAAGUACUUUUAUAGGGAAAAGAAAAGAGAAAUUUUAACUUACGGUAAUACUGGAAGCUGCUGCUGCCGCGGUGCAUCCUGGGGCAGCUAUCAAUCUCAAGAAUGGAGAAGUUAAACCAUUUCUUACAAAACAACAUAAAACAAACAUUUUAUUUUAAUUGAGAGGUUAAAACUGUUAUUUCAAACAAAACCAUAAGUAUUGGAAUAUAUUGGCAUGGAUCUAAAAUCUUUUAUAUAGCAUGCUAAUAGCAACACUCCACCUUUUACCUCCUUAUGUUUUAAAGUGUAUGUAACUUAGUUGGUAUAAUCAACGGGUCAAUUGGUCCCAUUCCUAUUGUUGUUGACAGUUCAUCUCUGUUUAAGUAAUAUCACUUAUUUUUCAAACGUUCUACGCAAAAUAUAGAAUAUAUAUAACUAUAUAUAUAUUCACCUAGUGGUUAAAACAUUGUGCUUGGGUGCUUGACCAAAGACCUUUAACCUCACACUGCUCCCUGGGUGCCACACAAUGGCAUCCCCCAAGGGGAUUGGUUCAAUGCAGAGAGUGAGUUUUGUUGCUCUGUACUUGUGACAGUGUAAUGACAAAAAAAAUAAUAAAAUCCUUAAGCGGUUGCUUUUUAUGAGUUUCCUGUUAUCUAAACUUUAAAUGAACCUGGAAGUUUAAUCAAAUAUAAAAUGUUCAAUAUGAAUUAAUAUACUAAGUAAUUAAUACAUUGAUUGAUGAAAAGGUCAACAUAUGAAGGCAUUGUUUAGUAAUCAACAUCACUUUGGUGCAUGUGGUGGGAUAAGUAAGUCAAGACGUUCAAUUACAAUAUAUGUGGAUCUGAUUAUUAUAUUUAGUGUUAUUUAAAAAAAAACAAUUAAGCAAUUAAGGUCUCCCUCAAAAAAGAGAUUUUAUCUCAAGGGACUUCCUGGUAAAAUAAAGGUUAAAUAAAACAAAAACUAACUGUUAGCACUUAAUAUUUAUACAGGUUUAUUGGCCUUAACUGUCUAUAAAUCGUUAUAAUGUGGAAAUAUACAAACAUUUCUAGCAAGUUAAAUGAAAAAAAAAAAAAAGUAUACUUUGUAAUAUAGUU
This is a messenger RNA of Cyprinodon variegatus (sheepshead minnow), 3893 nucleotides long. RefSeq names its product putative gamma-glutamyltransferase YwrD. Bases 94 to 1791 code for a protein of 565 amino acids. NCBI's taxonomy places the organism in Eukaryota, Metazoa, Chordata, Actinopteri, Cyprinodontiformes, Cyprinodontidae. The record is from RefSeq and is a predicted model, not a curated record. The transcript is spliced from 12 exons.